Messenger RNA from Sphaerodactylus townsendi, 1948 nucleotides. RefSeq names its product tryptophanyl-tRNA synthetase 1 (gene WARS1). Gene Ontology annotation, molecular function: ATP binding; tryptophan-tRNA ligase activity. NCBI's taxonomy places the organism in Eukaryota, Metazoa, Chordata, Lepidosauria, Squamata, Sphaerodactylidae. Gene Ontology annotation, biological process: tryptophanyl-tRNA aminoacylation. Bases 204 to 1625 code for a protein of 473 amino acids. The transcript has 11 exons. Gene Ontology annotation, cellular component: cytoplasm. The record is from RefSeq and is a predicted model, not a curated record.
CCUAGCCGGACGGAAAGGAGCGACGCACCGCCCUGCGCAUGCUGAUGCAACUCGGUUGACAUCGGCCCCACAGGCGACCGGGGAAGCGGCCGGUUCCGUGGACAGCGUCGGCCCAUAUUUUGGAAAUUUCCGGACAGAAAGAAGUUGCGGGAGGCGCUGUCGAUUGUGAAGAAUCACGGUAAAGAUCUUCUACACUCCUAAAAAUGGCAGACCUUCGGGAAGGCGACUUUUGCUCUUGUAAUCCACUUGAACUGUUUGAACAAGUAACCGCACAAGGAGAAAAAGUCAGAUCGCUGAAAGCAGAGAAAGCGCCAAAGGAUGAAAUUGAAGCAGCAGUUAAGUUAUUAUUGUCAUUAAAGCUGAGUUAUAAAACAGCGACGGGCCAGGAAUAUAAAGCUGGUUCCCCUCCGACAGAUUUUGCUCCGGUCAGUAAUGGUCCCGGGGAUGCUGGAGACGAAGAUCUUGUGGACCCAUGGACAGUGCAGACAUCCAACGCCAAAGGGGUAGAUUACGAUAAACUUAUUGUUCGAUUUGGCAGCAGCAAAAUUGAUAACGAUCUAAUUAAUCGGAUAGAGAGAGUUACGGGGCAUAAACCCCAUCACUUCCUACGCAGGGGCAUCUUCUUUUCUCAUCGAGACAUGAACCAAAUCCUUGACGCAUAUGAAAAUAAGAAGCCCUUUUACCUGUACACAGGCAGAGGCCCUUCGUCUGAAGCCAUCCACGUUGGCCACCUUAUCCCAUUCAUUUUCACAAAGUGGCUUCAAGAUGUAUUUAAUGUUCCUUUAGUCAUACAGUUGACUGAUGAUGAGAAAUACCUCUGGAAAGAUCUAACGGUUGAGAAGGCAUACCAGUAUACCAUAGAAAACGUCAAGGACCUCAUAGCCUUAGGAUUCGAUGUCAAUAAAACCUUCAUCUUUUCUGAUCUGGACUAUUUGGGAACAAGUCCAGAAUUCUACAAGAACAUCUUAAGAGUUCAAAAGCACGUUACGUUCAACCAAGUCAAGGGAAUUUUUGGCUUUACAGACAGUGACUGCAUCGGAAAGAUUAGUUUCCCUGCCAUUCAAGCUGCUCCAUCCUUCUGCACAUCAUUUCCACAGAUCUUCAACGAUAAGAAGGAUAUUCAGUGUUUGAUCCCAUGCGCCAUUGAUCAGGAUCCCUAUUUCAGAAUGACCAGAGACGUGGCCCCGCGGAUCGGCUACCCCAAGCCGGCGUUAAUGCAUUCCGUGUUCUUCCCAGCCUUACAAGGGGCCCAAACGAAAAUGAGCGCCAGCGACCCCAAUUCGUCCAUCUUUCUCACCGACACACCCAAACAAAUCAAAACAAAGAUCAACAAGCAUGCCUUCUCUGGUGGGAAAGACACUGUCGAAGAGCACCGGAAGUACGGGGGCAAUUGCGAUGUGGACGUCUCUUACAUGUACCUCACGUUCUUCCUUGAAGAUGAUGAGAAGCUGGAUCAGAUCAAACAGGCUUAUACAAGCGGAGCCCUUCUAACAGGAGAACUGAAGAAGCUGCUGAUCGAAACGCUCCAGCCCGUGAUUGCAGCUCACCAGCAAAGGCGAAAGCAACUCACAAGUGAAAUGGUGAAGGAAUUCAUGACUCCAAGGAAGCUGGCAUUCGAUUACUAAAUUCCAGAUGUGCAUGUUAAUUGGUCUGUAACCUGUAGCCUAGUGGAUCAACGUUAACCUUUGCAUUUUUGUUACGUUGCCACUCCCUAAUGUACGAAUUGGUGUUACCUCUUAAGGCAAUUACCUGCAUCCUCCCCAAUUGCUCAGCCUCAGCAGCUGUUUAGGAAAAUGUUGAGAUACUCCCUGUACAAUUCUGGCAUUGGGCGAAGACUCGGUUGGGCUAUAGUAAUGGAUACCAGAAUUACCUGAUGAACCUCUCUUAUGGACUUCGGUGUCUGAAAAUGCUAAAAUCGCAUUAAUUAAAAAAAAUCACAAUUCCAUCA